CGCGUCGACGCGUCGGGUCAAGGGUCAACCCGCAAGAUGGCGGCAGCGUUGACCUUCUGCCGGCAUCUGGGCCGGGGCGGCGCGGCGGUUCUUAGCUUGCCUCGGGGCGCUAGAUGUUUCGGGGUGCACAUCUCGCCGACCGGGGAGAAGGUCACGCACACCGGCCAGGCUUAUGAUGAUAAAGACUACAGGAAAAUUCGAUUUGUCGGUCGUCAGAAAGAGGUGAAUGAGAACUUUGCCAUUGAUUUAAUAGCCGAACAGCCCGUGGGUGAAGUGGAGAGUCGCAUCAUAUCGUGUGACGGCGGUGGGGGGGCUCUGGGCCACCCGAGAGUCUACAUAAACUUGGACAAAGAAACAAAAACUGGGACCUGUGGUUACUGUGGCCUCCAGUUCAGACAGCACCGUCACUAGAGCAGACCGUGCACCUGGGUCUGGGGAGGCUAUGCACGUGAGCAUGUCCGUGUUAGAGUAAAAUGGGGAAGGUUCUCAUGCUGUAUGUGGGGCAUUCCUACUGUGAAUAAAGGGUGUUGUCCAAGA
Messenger RNA from Phyllostomus discolor (pale spear-nosed bat), 537 nucleotides. RefSeq names its product NADH:ubiquinone oxidoreductase subunit S6 (gene NDUFS6). Lineage: Eukaryota; Metazoa; Chordata; Mammalia; Chiroptera; Phyllostomidae. The coding region runs from base 37 to 411 and encodes 124 amino acids. The record is from RefSeq and is a predicted model, not a curated record. The transcript has 4 exons. Gene Ontology annotation, biological process: mitochondrial electron transport, NADH to ubiquinone.